This is a messenger RNA of Penicillium macrosclerotiorum, 1431 nucleotides long. RefSeq lists its product as uncharacterized. The coding region runs from base 1 to 1431 and encodes 476 amino acids. The transcript is spliced from 2 exons. The record is from RefSeq and is a predicted model, not a curated record. NCBI's taxonomy places the organism in Eukaryota, Fungi, Ascomycota, Eurotiomycetes, Eurotiales, Aspergillaceae.
AUGAACUCGAGCGGUCCCUUGUUCGUCGCCCAGGAGGCCAUAUGUUUUUAUCCAAUCAGCACAAUAUAUGAUUCCUGUCCGCGAUAUCUUUUUUAUGCCCUUUUACUUGCAAGUUGUGUGACCCGGUGGACAGGAUGGCUCGCCGAUGUCUUUCUAGGUGCGGCUGCUACAUAUGCUGGCACGGCAGCAAUCGAGGCUUUCAUUCUCCUUGCCAGCCCUCAAAAGACACAAGAUCCGUCUGUGGUUACUAUACCACUUGUUCCUGAUAACACGACCCUCUGGAAUGACUUUCCUCAGCUCGUCACCAAUACGAGCGAGGUCACCCUUCAACCAGCUUCCCUUGAAAUGGAUGGUGACGCUGUACUUGCCAUCGUCAUUACGGGCUACCUUGUCUUUCUACCGCUCCAAUGUUGGUCGAGGGUCUUGACUAAUGAGAGAGCUCGAAAUUUUCUGUUCUAUAUCUGGAAUAUCUUGAUGCUGGCGGGCUCAAUAUGUGCACUGGUAAAUGCUGCGACAAAAGGGAAGAUUCCUCCGCAACACCCCCCAUUUGAGAAAACGACCUCCGAUGGAUGGCAGAGUUCCUGGAGAACAUCAUCGUGGAACAAUAGUGUUUGGGAAACCUUCACGAACGUGUCAAAAUGGGGGCAAUUGGGUGAUAUCUGCUAUAACCCGUGUUUCAACUCCAGUCAGAUUCUUCGACAGCCAAGUUCGUUGCAGUCAUGGGUUGCAUCGAAGGAGUCCGAGCUGUCUCAUCCUAAUCGACUUUGGAAUAAAGUUGUUUACUCCAAUCGUUACAUUUACAGCCUGAUCAUUUUGUGUGUCAUACUGAAUUUUGUUCUUUUGACGUACAAAUUUUUGCCAUAUCGUUCACGUAUCCCAUCAGCACAGAUUGUGGUCAUUUGGCAAGCCAGAAAAACGAUUUGGCACGAUUUCAAAGAUGAGUUGGUGGGAUCAUUCACAGCAGCAGCGAGUGAACAAAAUUCUCACAAGUCGGGUGGUGCUCCUGCAGGGUCCAAGUCGUCGAAUUGGGAUCAUAUCCAACCCCUGUUCAAAAUCAGGUUUCUUAAAGCGUUUCUCCGCGCGCUGGUAGAUUUUGUUAUCCUAUUUGGACUAUUAUUCAGUAUGAUCGUCAGUCCAUUUACUAUUAUCGCUUUUGUUGCCUGGAUCGAGUGGACAAUCUAUAACGAUGGACCCUCACAGGAGAAUCCGCAGCAGGUCGGACAAUGGUCAUAUUUCGUAUCUAUUGGGUUGCUUGUUCUCUCAGCGGGAAUUUUGAUGCUAAAAUACCGGAUUGCCUCCAAGGCCGAGCUAGACUCUGAGAUUGAGGGGAUGAGAAAAGCGCUGGCGAAGUUGGAACAACAAAGAGAGGCUCGGUCGGCUUCAGAAACCGCUGCCUUGAACAUAUCGGAAAAUGCUAUAGACCGUGAAUAA